CUGACAAGAAUGGACGUGUUUCAUCUUUAUCAGACAGUUAUUUGUUUUUUGACUGUUUGGACAAUUGGACUGGCGGUAAAUUGCAAUAAUAAUCAGUUUGAGAGAAAUGGAUUAUGUUGUGAUGUUUGUCCUCCAGGAAAAUAUGUCAAGGAGACCUGCACUAAGGAUAAAACCACUGUCUGUGUCAACUGCCCAGAGGGCUAUUUCUCUGAGUACCCUGACAGACUUCAGAGCUGUCUGCCAUGCCUCCAAUGUGAACAGGAUUAUAACAGAAAAUGCACCCUGACCACAAAUGCAAAGUGCUCAUGUCGAUCUGGUUUCCGGUGCUCAGACCAUGUCUGCUCAAAAUGUGAAGAGGACAAGAAAUGCCAAAAGGGGGAGGAACUGAAGAUGACCGGUUCCAGGGAUUAUUCCUUUAAGUGUGAGCCAUGCCCUGAUAACACAUACUCUGACACAAGGGAGGGUAUCUGCAAGCAGUUUACACGGUGUGGUGACAUUGGUCUCGCAGUGGGAUUUCCUGGAAACAAGACCCACAACUCAAAUUGCCAUGCUCAUGCUCAUGCCCAGAGUGGCACCCUGCAGAUUACAGCCAUUGGACUCUUCUUGUUUGCCUUUGCCCUCCUGAUAUUUCUCUCCCAAACCUGCAUAAAGAAAAUCAGGCAGAGAAAACGCAAAGCCAGAAACUGUCCUGUAGCAAUCAUCUCAGCAAAUGUUCCAGAAACUUCUUGGUGUCCUCUGUCGAAAGAGGAGAUUGGGAACCAGCUGAUCCAGCAGAUCAAGCUAAACUCAAUACAUAACAGCGUUCUCUCUCUGGAACACCAGCAAACUAUGCUCUGACCAGAAUGGUUAUCAUGGUCAGAUCUCUGAACUGAAAGAGAUUACAUUGAAUUGAAGAUUGCAGGACAUUAAAUUGCUGGUGUUUUCUGUUGAGAUCCUACCCUGCAUUUGGUUUACAGUAGUUACCUUUUCUCAUAUAAAAUACUUUUAAGUGACAAUAUACUACAGUUUAACUGGUGAACUAAUUGACGAAUCUGACAUCCCUCUGAUCUGACUAAUUCCUCUGAUCAGAGUGGCAGGUUCUAUAAAAUGUUAUUCUUAUCUUUUCAUGCUCAUUUGUUUGUCUAAAGUGAUUUUUUUUCUUUCUGUUUGUAGUUUGUAGUUUGUUAGUUUGUUCAUUUAGUUGACUUGCAACUAGAAAGUAAUGUUCUCUGUUUAUAAUUGACAUUUAUUUUUUUAGAUUUGUCGUGUGCACUGCAUAAAUACUUAAGUGCAGAUGUAGUCUUUUACAUAAAUCUUUUCAAUUGGUUUUGUAAAUAAUAACGUGAAACAUGUGUGAGUCAGGUGGCUGAGCGGUUAGGGAAUUGGGUUAGUAAUCAGAAGGUUGCCAGUUCAAUUCCCUUUGCCAAGUUUGUGCCAAAUGACGUUGUGUCCUUGGGCAAGGCACUUCACCCUACUUGCCUCGGGGAGAAUGUCCCUGUACUUACUGUAAGUCGCUCUGGAUAAGAGCUUCUGCUAAAUGACUAAAUGUAAAUGUGUAACACAUGAACGGUGACAUAAAAAAAGACUAGGUUAAUGCAAUCAAUACUUUUUUUCAGAUGACUGGUAUGCAUAUGUUAUGCAAUAAAUGUAUAAAUCAUACAUACAUUUAUGUUAGGGAGUCAGGCUAGUAAUCCGAAGGUUGCCAGUUCGAUUCCCGGUCAUGCCAACUGACUUGCCAAGUUUGUGCCAAAUGACGUUGUGUCCUUGGGCAAGGCACUUCACCCUACUUGCCUCGGGGAAUGUCCCUGUACUUACUGUAAGUCGCUCUGGAUAAGAGCGUCUGCUAAAUGACUAAAUGUAAAUG
Osmerus eperlanus (European smelt) is the source of this 1843-nucleotide messenger RNA. RefSeq names its product tumor necrosis factor receptor superfamily, member 18 (gene tnfrsf18). Bases 10 to 837 code for a protein of 275 amino acids. Gene Ontology annotation, molecular function: tumor necrosis factor receptor activity; CD154 receptor binding; antigen binding. Gene Ontology annotation, cellular component: CD40 receptor complex; external side of plasma membrane; plasma membrane. NCBI's taxonomy places the organism in Eukaryota, Metazoa, Chordata, Actinopteri, Osmeriformes, Osmeridae. Gene Ontology annotation, biological process: CD40 signaling pathway; response to type II interferon; B cell activation. The transcript has 7 exons. The record is from RefSeq and is a predicted model, not a curated record.